Messenger RNA from Pipistrellus nathusii (Nathusius's pipistrelle), 1536 nucleotides. NCBI's taxonomy places the organism in Eukaryota, Metazoa, Chordata, Mammalia, Chiroptera, Vespertilionidae. The record is from the annotation of a GenBank genome assembly.
AUGAAAGCGGGCUGUAGCAUCGUGGAAAAGCCAGAAGGAGGUGGAGGGUAUCAGUUUCCUGAUUGGGCCUAUAAAACAGAGUCCUCCCCAGGCUCCCGGCAGAUCCAGCUGUGGCACUUCAUCCUGGAGCUGCUGCAGAAGGAAGAGUUCCGCCAUGUCAUCGCCUGGCAGCAGGGAGAGUACGGGGAGUUUGUCAUCAAGGAUCCGGACGAGGUGGCCCGCCUCUGGGGCCGCAGGAAGUGCAAACCACAGAUGAAUUAUGACAAGCUGAGCCGGGCCCUCAGAUACUAUUACAACAAGAGGAUCCUUCAUAAAACAAAAGGGAAAAGAUUUACUUAUAAAUUUAACUUUAACAAGCUGGUGACGCCCAACUACCCGUUCAUCAACAUUCGGUCAAGUGGCGUGGUUCCCCAGAGUGCGCCACCAGUUCCAACAGCCUCUUCCCGGUUCCAUUUCUCUCCUCUGGACACUCAUUCUCCAACUGGUGACGUGCAGCCGGGACGGUUCUCUGCCAGCUCCCUGACUGCCGGGCAGGAGUUGAGUGAUGGCACUGACAGAAAGGCGGAGCCUUCGGAGCUGGAGGACGGCUCCACCGCUGACUGGCGCCGGGGUGUGGAUCUCAUGUCCUCCCGGAAUGCUGUCGGUGGAGGAGUAAUUGGCCAUCAGAAACGCAAGCCUGACAUCAUGCUUCCUCUGUUCAGUAGGCCAGGCAUCUACCCUGAUCCCCACAGUCCCUUCGCCGUCUCUCCAAUCCCUGGCCGAGGGGGUGUCCUCAAUGUUCCCAUUUCACCAGCCCUCUCCCUGACUCCCACCAUCUUCUCCUAUAGCCCAUCCCCAGGCCUGAGCCCUUUCACCAGCAGCAGUUGCUUUUCCUUCAACCCUGAGGAAAUGAAACACUACCUUCAUUCUCAAGCCUGUUCUGUGUUCAACUACCAUCUGAGUCCCCGGACAUUUCCCCGUUACCCAGGGCUCAUGGUUCCACCACUGCAGUGCCAAAUGCAUCCCGAAGAGUCAACCCCGUUUUCCAUCAAGCUGCAGCCCCCACCAGCUGGGCGCAAGAACCGGGAGAGGGUAGAGAGCAGGGAGGACCCGGCACCCGUCACUGCUCCCACCGUGGCGCCUGUGCCCCCAAGAAUUAAGGUCGAGCCAGCCUCUGAAAAGGAUCCUGAGAGUCUCGGGCACUCGGCCCAAGAGAAGGAGGAACACUCUCCGGAAGAGAGCGCCGUGCCGAGCAGGACCACGGAGGAGGAAAAGGGCGCCAUCUUUGCCCGCCCAGAGGCACCACCUGUCUGGCCUCCCGUACCCAUUAGCACCCCAAGCGAAGAACCCCUAGAAGUGACUGAAGACGGCGAAGAUAGGCCCGGCAAAGAGCCCAGUGCGCCUGAGAAGAAAGAAGAUGCCCUGAUGCCCCCCAAGCUUCGAUUGAAGCGGCGCUGGAAUGACGGCCCCGAAGCCCGAGAGCUGAGGAAGGAUGGCAAGUUCCUCUGGAAUGGGUCCGGACCGCAGGGCUUGGCCACGGCAGCUGCUGAUGCUUAG